AUGUCGUCGUUUAAGUCCGAGUACCCUUUUGAAAAGCGCAAAGCAGAGUCGGAGCGUAUUUGUUCGCAGUUUGAGAACCGCGUGCCGGUAAUCUGUGAGCGUGCAGAGAAGUCUGAUAUCCCAGAGGUGGAUCGGCGCAAGUACUUGGUCCCAGCGGACCUUACCGUGGGUCAGUUCGUGUAUGUAAUCAGACGGCGGAUCAAGCUCCCUGCGGAGAAGGCUAUCUUCAUCUUUGUCAAUGACACGUUGCCACCGACGGCGGCACUUAUGUUUGCAGUCUACCAAGAGCACAAGGAUAAGGAUGGGUUUCUCUACGUCAAGUAUUCGGGCGAGAAUACGUUUGGGUCGGAAGAGAAUCAGUAA
Molecule: messenger RNA, 363 nt
Organism: Eremothecium gossypii ATCC 10895
Lineage: Eukaryota; Fungi; Ascomycota; Saccharomycetes; Saccharomycetales; Saccharomycetaceae
Gene: ATG8
Product: ubiquitin-like protein ATG8
Exons: 1
Coding region: 1-363 (120 amino acids)
Biological process (GO): cellular response to nitrogen starvation; macroautophagy
Cellular component (GO): fungal-type vacuole membrane; autophagosome; cytosol
Molecular function (GO): phosphatidylethanolamine binding
Source: RefSeq, marked provisional